This is a messenger RNA of Syngnathus acus (greater pipefish), 2764 nucleotides long. RefSeq names its product SWI/SNF related, matrix associated, actin dependent regulator of chromatin, subfamily d, member 2 (gene smarcd2). The record is from RefSeq and is a predicted model, not a curated record. Gene Ontology annotation, cellular component: SWI/SNF complex; nucleus. The transcript is spliced from 13 exons. NCBI's taxonomy places the organism in Eukaryota, Metazoa, Chordata, Actinopteri, Syngnathiformes, Syngnathidae. The coding region runs from base 541 to 2046 and encodes 501 amino acids. Gene Ontology annotation, biological process: regulation of transcription by RNA polymerase II.
UCAUGCGGUGUUUGGUGCUUUCAGGUGCCGGCAACUCAAGUGCGUACAUCGUAUAAUAUUUCUGACAAGUUUCUGUUAAAAGGUUCAGCGGGUAAGUAAUGAAGACUAAUUAAGUUUUGGGGGGAAAUUAGUGGCCUUAAUUUCAUUGCAAAAGCCAAACAAAACAAUGCUUUGCUGUGAAAAAUAGAGCGAAACGCAUUGUUUUUGCCAAAUUACCGAUGUUUGUAAACGCAGCAUUCGACAUACGAGCGAUUGCCUAAAAAAACACAACGCCAAUGUAAGCUGGUUGAAAAGGCGUCCAACAUUCACAUCAGUUCAGUAUUCGAACCAGAACAACUAGUUAUAAACAAAAACCCGGAACUUAACACGACAGGAGUCGAGCAUCGUUUAUUUGUAUUUGUUUUGUUGUUGUUUACAUUACGCGCUGUCAGACCACGUCAAGGUAACGCGAAUUAGUAACUUUUAAACUUAGAACAGACACAGCCACUCAAGGUUGGAGCGACCUUUUCUCUCGUUUUCCCCGUCACUGGAAAUCACGAAAUGUCGACGAGGGGAAGCUUCACGGGUCCGACCAUGAGCCCCGGUCUGAACCCGAUGAAUGUUGGACUCUCAGCGGGCUUGAGGAUGCCCGGGAUGCCGCCUACUGCAGCGGCAUACCCCCGCUCCUUAAGCGGCGCAGCGCAGUACACCCAGCGUCCAGGGAUGCCCCUCGGUAGAAUCGGGGGCUCGAUGGGAGUUCAGCUUCCCGGUCCCUCAUAUGGCAGCAGCAGCAGCAUGCCCAUGCGGCCUAACAUGGGGCCUCCAGCAGGCAUGGACGCCACGCGGAAGCGCUUAUUUCAUCACCACCUUCAGCAACAGCAAGAGGCGCUGGGAGGCCACCGGCGAGGGGCAAAAAGACGCAAGAUGGCCGACAAGGUUCUCCCACAGAGAAUCCGCGACUUGGUGCCAGAGUCUCAGGCCUAUAUGGACCUCUUGGCUUUUGAGAGGAAACUGGAUCAGACCAUUGCGCGUAAGCGCAUGGAAAUACAGGAGGCUAUAAAGAAGCCCAUUACGCAAAAACGCAAGCUCAGGAUCUACAUUUCCAACACGUACACCCCGUGCAAGCCCGAGGGCGAGGAGGCAGAGAAGGUGUCCUCCUGGGAACUGCGAGUGGAGGGAAAACUUCUGGAAGAACCUGGCAAGCAGAAGAGGAAGUUCUCAUCUUUCUUCAAGAGCCUGGUGAUCGAGCUCGAUAAGGAGCUCUACGGACCCGACAACCACUUGGUGGAGUGGCACCGAAUGCCUACCACUCAGGAGACGGACGGUUUCCAGGUAAAAAGACCCGGUGACGUCAACGUCAAAUGCACGCUCCUGCUCAUGCUCGACCACCAGCCUCCUCAGUACAAACUGGAUCUGCGGCUGGCUCGGCUGCUGGGCGUGCACACGCAAACGCGGGCCAGCAUCAUGCAGGCACUUUGGCUCUACAUCAAGAACAACAAACUGCAAGACAGUCACGAGAAGGAGUAUAUCAACUGCAACCACUAUUUCAGAAAGAUUUUUGGCUGCACUCGCAUGAGGUUUUCUGAGAUUCCAAUGAAACUGGCCGGGCUACUCCAGCACCCUGACCCCAUUGUGAUCAAUCACAUGAUUAGCGUGGACCCCAACGACCAGAAAAAGACGGCGUGCUACGACAUUGACGUGGAGGUGGACGACCCGCUGAAGAGCCAAAUGAGCAGCUUCCUGUCGUCCACCACCAACCAGCAGGAAAUCGCCGCGCUGGAGACCAAGAUACACGAGACCAUCGAGUACAUCAACCAGCUGAAGACCGAGAGAGAUUUCAUGUUGAGCUUCAGCAAUAAUCCUCAGGACUUCAUCCAGGACUGGCUCAAGUCUCAGUGCAGAGACCUUAAAGUAAUGACAGAAGUGACAGGAAAUCCAGAAGAAGAGAGGAGGACUGAAUUCUACCAGGCGCCAUGGAUGCCCGAAGCAGUUGGCAGAUACGUGUACACCAAAGUGCAGCAGCGAAGACAAGAACUGGAGCAGGUUCUUGGGAUCAGACUCACCUAAAGCGUGAACACGUCUUUUUAUUAAGAAUGAGUCCAAAUUCAAAUGUUUACAAGUUCUUCUGACAUUCCUUCAAUCUUCCAAGUAGAUUGUCAUUUUCAGCCUUGUUGCGUUUAAAAAAAAAAAGUUUAUGGUACAGUGUUUCUUCCCAGCACGCUUCAUUCCAAAGGUGUCUGCUUGUAAGUCAUAUCUUUUUGAUAAUACUAAAACAUUUGAAGCCAUUCUAAAAUAUACAUAUACACAAAGGUAUAUUUUUAUUUAGAGAAUUGUGAACCAAUACUCUGAAAGAGCAAAGUAAAAAUUGUCUUUGCAGAAUGAUUGCUGUUUUUAUUCUAAACUUUGUGAAUGUUUACAUGUUAUUUUUCUAUGGUAUUACAUUGUUUGAGUUACACAAAUAGGUUCGAAAUGUCUGUAAAUCAAUGUGUGUUGUUUAUAAUACUUUGUAAUUGCAUUAAUCAGCUCAUCAUUGGAAUGCUUUUGUUGCACCGGGAUUGCUUUUAUUUCCUUGAACAUUCCAUGUUUACAGAUAUGCCAAACUGUUAAGAAUAUCAUGUUGCUUCUUCCUUUUCCCCCCAAGGUGGUUAGAUAUUUGCAUGUUAUUUUAACUUCAAGCUCUUGAUCUUUUAUACAUUUGUAGUAUGUACAACGUGACCCGACUCCGGAUAAGCGGUAGAAAAUUGAUGGAUGGAGUAUUUUUUAAUAAACAUGCAGACAAUUUUCA